Messenger RNA from Brettanomyces nanus, 1029 nucleotides. RefSeq lists its product as uncharacterized. Gene Ontology annotation, biological process: mitochondrial proton-transporting ATP synthase complex assembly. Bases 1 to 1029 code for a protein of 342 amino acids. The transcript has a single exon. The record is from RefSeq and is a predicted model, not a curated record. Gene Ontology annotation, cellular component: mitochondrion. Lineage: Eukaryota; Fungi; Ascomycota; Pichiomycetes; Pichiales; Pichiaceae.
AUGCUAUUUCGUGGAUCUUCAAUAAAGAUUGAUUUGAGAACUCUCAACGGUCGAUAUUUUGCAUCUACAGUUUUAACUAGAAGGCUGGCCUCGAUCACGCCGAAGGGUCCAGCUGCCGUGGCUGCUGCCCAAGCUAAUGCGACUGCUGCCAGAGAUAGUAGGAUCAAAGCUAACAAACUAACAAGUGCCAACCAAAAAACUGUCUCCAAUAAGCUCGAGAAGACACUUGCUCGUUUCUGGGAGAAGGUGCGCUGCGAGGAAUCUCUUGACGGAUUUAAGAUUCAGCUCGAUGGAAAAACUAUCAAGACUCCUUUAGGAUACGAAUUGACUAUCCCAAAGGAGAAGCAGAGUUUGGCAUUUCUAAUCACUAACGAAUGGAAGUCGCUCCCAAAUCUUCAAGUGAAGCCAUAUCUUCUUCCUUUGACUUCAUUGGCUUCUAGAGCAAUUGAUUUGGAGAAAUCAGUCGGUGACAAAGAGGCCAUAUCACGGAUUGGCUCUGCUGAUAUGGUGAAGGACCUACUUCUCAGAUACUUGGAUACUGAUACAUUGCUUGUGUUUUCACCUAUAAAAGAUUGUGACGGUGAACUCCGGGAAGAGCAACAGAAGAUGUAUUAUCCCCUGAAGAAAAGCAUGGAGCAGUUUUUCGCUCAGUAUAGUGAAGACGGAAAGCCAAUUACAUUGAAGCACUUGGAUACAGAGGAAUCUGGAAUUGUUAGUAACAAGCAAACAAAAUCUACGGCCAACGCUGUUCGCAAAUUUUUAGACUCUUUGGACAGCUGGCAGCUUGUGGCACUUGAGAGGACCACAUUGAUCUGUAAGUCGUUUCUUUGCGGUGUGGCUAUCGUUAGAAUGAAUGACAUGAAUGAUAACUUCAGCUAUACGCUUGAAGAUCUCGUCAGGGCAGCAACUUUGGAAACUUUGUUGCAAACGAAGAGAUGGGGCGAGGUUGAGGAUACCCAUGAUGUUGAGAAAGUAGAUAUUCGUAGGCAUUUGGCAGCUGCUUCGUUGCUUUGCUUCAACAAGCCAUAG